Molecule: messenger RNA, 801 nt
Organism: Adineta ricciae
Lineage: Eukaryota; Metazoa; Rotifera; Eurotatoria; Adinetida; Adinetidae
Source: the annotation of a GenBank genome assembly
AUGUAUAACCAACGGUACAAUCUCAAUCGCUUGAAAAUCGAGAGUGGUAAAUACAAGGAACUUGAUCAGUUACAAAUGGUCAUCCAAGAAUUCAACAAACAACCAGGCGCACAAGAAUCAUUAAAAAUAUGGCAUACGCAAACCUCCCCUGAUCUGUUAGGAGAUUUACGAGUGCUAGAACCGUUGAAUGUAGACGAAAUUCUCAGUCGAUAUGGUAUCAAGGCGUAUCUUGACUUAGAGUGUCGCAAUGGUUUCAAUGCAGCUGAGAUUGGUGAUUAUCUUCACUUGGGCAAAGAAGAUAUUUUCGGGGGAAAUCAGCACAAUCAGUGCACUGAUAAAAUCACAUACAUUCAUGUCGAUCUUAAAGAAUCAACAAUUGAUCUCGUUGACAAUCGUGUUGAUUUGAUAACUUGUUUGGUUAUACUCCAUCGUAUUCCUAAAAUCGACUCGAUGUUAACUGAAUUAGUUCGUGUUCUACGACCCAACGGUUAUCUUAUCCUACGCGAACACGAUUGUAAACAGGAGUAUUCUCUUACGGCCAAAUAUCUGAAUUUCGUUCAGGCUCUCGUCAUAUUCGCUCGCAUUGGCGAAUAUAGUACGAUUUCAGCUGAUUGGAAUGAACAAAAAGCUGAAGUUAUUAAAUACACAAGCUCUAUUCAUUAUCGCACACGUGAAGAAUGGGGGGCAAAAUUGAAAAAAUUUGGCUUCAAUCUUCGAGCGAUAGUUUCUUACAGUUCGAAUACGAAUCAACCGAACCCCCAGCAGUUAUUUUAUGGCAUUUAUCAACUGAACGCAAAAUAA